This is a messenger RNA of Lepisosteus oculatus (spotted gar), 3126 nucleotides long. The record is from RefSeq and is a predicted model, not a curated record. NCBI's taxonomy places the organism in Eukaryota, Metazoa, Chordata, Actinopteri, Semionotiformes, Lepisosteidae.
AUGGUGUUUGACCCAGAGAAGGACACGGUGGUGGCUGUUGUGAGUAACAAACAGGACUCCCUGGAGAAGCUGUGCAAGAUGGAGGCCACAGAGAGCAGUAAAGACAGAAAAGGGGGUCGGGGCCAAGCUGUAUUUCUCCGGAGCCGGCUGGAGGCAGGAGACAAUGAGCUGGAGAGCUUCUCCCUGGAUUCAGAUGCUUCCGACAACAGAUCCGAAGAUGAUGGCUAUUCAAGAGUGGGGUUGGAUUUUGACACCAUUGACAGUGGGGUCAGUCUGGACAGACCAGGAUCAUCGGUGCCCAGCUAUGUGUCCAUGAAGGGCGACAGAUCAAUGGAGUUACCAAUAGAGUUCAGAGGUGGAGCCCUUGACACUGACCCCAGGUCUGCUGGGCAUGCAGAUGUGUCCUGUGAUUUCUGCACUGACAAGAAGAUGAGAGCUGUGAAAUACUGUCAUGUCUGCCCAGCCUCCUACUGUGAGACACACGUCCGACAGUACUACACAGUCCCAGCCCUGCAGGGACACAGACUGGUGGACAUCAGUGGAGACCAGAAGCCCAAACUGUGCCACAAGCACUACAAAGCACUGGAGCUGUUCUGUAAGACUGACCAGACUCUCAUCUGCAGUCUGUGUUCAGUGCAGGAACACAGGGGCCAUGACACCAUGUUUACGUUAGAAGAGCAAUUGACACAGGAUGUGAGGAGAGCUGUGAGUGACCUUACAGAUGAACUUGAGAAUUUCUACACAGGAGGAUUCCAGGAGACUGACCAAGGGUGGCUUCAGACACUGAAAGACAAACACAAGGAAGCUCUAAAGAUUCAGUUUGAAGUUGUGUCUGAGGGAAUUUCUAAGCCAGGAGAGCAGACCCUCCUCAAAGACAUCUUUACACAUGUGUGGAUAACUGAGGGCAGCUGUGUUGAGGUGAAUCAUGGACAUGAGAUCAUGCAGGUAGAAACUGUCUCCAAAAACACAAAAUCAGAGAUCCUCUCCAUCAAGUGCAGCGAUAUUUUCAAGCCACUGCCAGGACAGACCAGACCCAUCAGGACUGUACUGAUGAAGGGAGUCGCUGGCAUAGGGAAAACAUUCUCUGUGCAGAAGUUCAUUCUCGACUGGGCUACUGGAAAAGAUAACCAGGACUUUGACUUUAUAUUUUUUCUUCCUUUUCGUGAAUUAAACAUGAUUACAUCAGAAAAGAGUUUACAAGAGCUGGUUCGCUGCUUCUCCCCAGAGAUGAAAUCCUAUGAUAAUAUUUUAGAACAUUGUAAAGUCCUGUUCAUCUUUGAUGGUCAGGAUGAAAGCAGACAUCCUUUGAAAUUUGAAGAAAAUGAGAUCUGGUCUGAUGUGAAAAAGCCAACUUCAGUGGACAUGUUGUUAACAAACCUCAUCAAGGGAAACUUUCCCAUUGACUCCUCCAUCUGGAUCACUUCCAGACCAGCUGCAGCAGGUCUGAUCCCUCCAGAGCUCAUCAACAGGGUGACAGAGGUCCAGGGGUUUGAAGAUCAGCAGAAGGAAGAGUACAUCAGAAAGAAAUGUAAGAACAGAGCUCUAGCAGACAGAAUUAUUUCACAUAUAAAGACAUUGAGGAGUCUUUACAUUUUGUGCUAUGUCCCUGUUUUCUGCUGGAUUGUAGUUACUGUUCUGGAGCACACAUUGGAAGACAAGAGUUUUGACAAUCCAAAGACUCUGACAGAUUUCUAUACAGUCUUUCUCAUUGUCUUACUGACAGCAAAGGAACAGAAGAAAGAGAAAGAAAAUGUCCUCAAAUCAAAUCAGGAAGCAAUUCUGAAGCUGGGAAAAUUGGCUUUUGAAAGUCUGAAGAAAAACAUAAUUGUGUUCUAUGAAAAAGAUCUGAGAGAAUAUGACAUCGAUCUCAACUCUCCCAUUUACUCAGGGGUGUGCAAGGAAAUAUUCAAACAAAAUUCAGCCUUGUUUCAGGAAAAGGUGUACUGUUUUUUACACCUGACUGUCCAGGAGUAUUUUGCAGCUCUGCAUGUUUUUGGUUCCUAUCAAAACUAUAAUAUUAACCCACUACAGGAAACAAUGUGGUCUUUUUCCUGGUUGGAACAAUUCCUUUAUCCAUCUAUUAUUCCUUUAUUCAGUCUGAAUAAAGGUGCUCUAGAAAAAGCCAUCCAGAGCAGAACUGGUCACCUUGAUAUGUUUGUCCGAUUCCUUUUGGGAAUGGGAAUGAAGAACAACCAGGAGCUUCUGAAGGGAUUCCUGUCAGGCACAAAAGAUCACUCCAAUGACAUCCAGGAAACAGCAGGAUACAUCAAGGAGCUCAUUAGAGAAACUUCCUCUCCUGAAAGAUGCUUCAACCUUUUCCACUGUCUGAGUGAACUGAAGGACAAGUCUUUAAUAGAGGAGUUCAAUGUGACUCUGGAUAAAACAAAACUUUCAGGACAAAGUCUCUCACCUUCCCAGUGUUCAGCACUCACCUAUUACACACUGCUGUCUGAAAAAGAGAUUGAAGUCUUUGACAUGAGUGAAUAUGCUACAUCAGAGGAAUGUGUACGGAGAUUGCUACCUGUGGCAAAGAUAACAAAAACCCUUAGGAUGCUGAACUGUGAACUAACAGAGAGAUGUUGUGAAGAUCUGGCCUCUGUUCUUCUGUCUCAACACUCCAGUCUGAGAGGGCUGGAUCUGAGUUACAAUAACCUGGGGGAUUCAGAAGUGAAACUGCUGUCUGAAGCUCUGAGGGAUCCCAACUGUAAAUUAACAAAACUGGAGAUGUCAUGGUGUAAACUAACAGAGAGAUGUUGUGAAAAUCUGGCCUCUGCUCUUCAGUCUCAGUGCUCCAGUCUGAGAGAGCUGGAUCUGAGUUACAAUAACCUGGGGGAUUCAGGAGUGAAGCUGUUGUCUGCAGCUCUGAAGGAUCCCAACUGUAAAUUAACAACACUGAGGAUGAGGGACUGUGAACUAACAGAGAGAUGUUGUGAAGAUCUGGCCUCUGCUCUUCAGUCUCAACACUCCAGUCUGAGAGAGCUGGAUCUGAGUCACAAUAACCUGGGGGAUUCAGGAGUGAAACUGCUGUCUGCAACUCUGAGGGAUCCCAACUGUAAGUUAGCAACACUGAGGGGCAAGGUGGUAUCGGCAUCACUAAUGAAGAAUGGCAGAAAGAUGUACCAGUGA